This is a messenger RNA of Talpa occidentalis (Iberian mole), 3474 nucleotides long. It is a transcript of the gene MATN2, whose product is annotated as matrilin 2. NCBI's taxonomy places the organism in Eukaryota, Metazoa, Chordata, Mammalia, Eulipotyphla, Talpidae. The coding region runs from base 132 to 2993 and encodes 953 amino acids. The transcript is spliced from 19 exons. Gene Ontology annotation, molecular function: calcium ion binding. The record is from RefSeq and is a predicted model, not a curated record.
CGGCGUGGGCUUCCCGCUCGGCCGCCGCGAGUGAGGAGCCGGCCAGGAGCACCCGGGGGCUGCGCCUCCGUCUCGCUUCUCUGGCGCGCGCGGCUGCAGCUGCAGCCUUGUCCCUCAUCCUCCCCUUGAAGAUGGAAAAGAUGCUGGUGGGCUGCUUUCUGCUUUUCCUCGGACAGAUCCUCCUCCUCCCUACUGAAGCCAGGGAGCGAAGACCCAUUUCUAGAGGGAGACAUGCUCGGACCCACCCCCAGAUGGCUCUCAUGGAGAGUUCCUGUGAGAAUAAGCGUGCAGACCUGGUGUUCAUCAUUGACAGCUCCCGCAGCGUCAACACCCAUGACUACGCAAAGGUCAAGGAGUUCAUUGUGGACAUCUUACAGUUCUUGGACAUUGGCCCUGAUGUCACCCGAGUGGGUCUGCUGCAAUAUGGCAGCACCGUCAAGAAUGAGUUCUCCCUCAAAACCUUCAAGAGGAAGUCUGAGGUGGAGCGUGCUGUCAAGAGGAUGAGGCAUCUGUCCACGGGCACCAUGACAGGACUGGCCAUCCAGUACGCCCUGAACAUUGCAUUCUCAGAAGCAGAAGGGGCCCGGCCCCUGCGGGAGAAUGUGCCUCGGGUCAUAAUGAUUGUGACUGAUGGAAGACCCCAGGACUCGGUCGCCAAGGUGGCUGCAAAGGCACGGGACACAGGCAUCCUCAUCUUUGCCAUCGGUGUGGGCCAGGUGGACCUCAACACCCUGAAGGCCAUUGGCAGUGAGCCCCAUGAGGACCAUGUCUUCCUGGUGGCCAACUUCAGCCAGAUUGAGUCAUUGACUUCAGUGUUCCAGAAGAAGUUGUGCACUGUCCACAUGUGCAGUGUCUCGGCGCAUAACUGUGCUCACUUCUGCAUCAAUACCCCUGGCUCCUAUGUCUGCAGGUGCAAACAAGGGUACAUCCUCAACCCGGAUCAGAAGACGUGCAGAAUCCAGGACCUGUGUGCGGUAGAAAACCAUGGCUGUGAGCAGCUCUGCGUGAACGUGCUGGGCUCCUUCGUUUGCCAGUGCUACAGUGGCUACACCCUGGCCGAGGACGGAAAAAGAUGUGUGGCUGUGGACUACUGUGCCUUAGAAAACCACGGAUGUGAGCAUGAAUGUGUAAAUGCUGACAACUCCUACUUUUGCCAGUGCCCUAACGGAUUUGCUCUUAAUGCAGAUAAAAAGACAUGCACAAAGAUAGACUUCUGUGCCUCACCAAAUCAUGGAUGUCAACAUGAGUGUGUUAAUACAGGCGAUUCCUAUUCCUGUCGCUGUUUGAAAGGCUUUACUCUGAAUCCUGAUAAGAAAACCUGCAAAAGGAUCAACUACUGUGCACUGAACAAGCCAGGCUGUGAGCAUGAGUGUGUCAACACUGAGGAGGGUUAUUACUGCCGCUGUCGCCGGGGAUACACCCUGGAUCCUGAUGGCAAGACCUGUAGCCGGGUGGAUCACUGUGUGGAGAAGGACCACGGCUGUGAGCAGCUGUGCCUGAACACUGGGGAGUCCUACGUCUGCCAGUGCUCGGAAGGCUUCCUCAUCAACGAGGAUCUCAAGACCUGCUCAAGAGUGGACUAUUGCUUGCUGAGCGACCAUGGUUGCGAAUAUGCCUGCGUCAAUACUGACCGAUCCUUCGCCUGUCAGUGUCCCGAGGGACAUGUGCUCCGCAGCGAUGGGAAGACCUGUGCCAAAUUGGACUCUUGUGCUUUGGGCGAUCAUGGUUGUGAGCAUUCAUGUGUAAGCAGCGAAGACUCUUUUGUCUGCCGAUGCUUUGAAGGGUAUACGCUCCGUGAAGAUGGGAAAACCUGCAGAAGGAAAGAUGUCUGCCAAGCAGUAGACCACGGCUGUGAACACAUGUGUGUGAGCAGCGAUGAGUCGUACAUCUGCAAGUGCUUGGAGGGAUUCUGGCUCGCUGAGGAUGGGAAACGCUGUAUAAGGAAGGACAUCUGCAAAUCGACCCACCAUGGCUGUGAACACAUUUGUGUUAAUCAUGGCGAUUCCUAUACCUGCAAAUGCUCAGAGGGAUUUGUUCUAGCCGAAGACAGAAGACGGUGCAAGAGAUGCACGGAAGGCCCAAUUGACUUGGUCUUUGUGAUUGACGGAUCCAAGAGCCUUGGGGAAGAGAAUUUUGAGAUUGUGAAGCAGUUUGUCACUGGAAUUAUAGAUUCCUUAGAGAUUUCCCCCAAAGCUGCUCGAGUGGGGCUGCUCCAAUAUUCCACACAGGUCCGCACAGAGUUUACCCUGAAAAACUUCAGCUCGGCCAAAGACAUGAAAAAAGCUGUGGUCUACAUGAAGUACAUGGGCAAGGGCUCUAUGACUGGCCUAGCCCUGAAGCACAUGUUUGAGAGAAGUUUUACCCAAGGAGAAGGGGCCAGGCCUCUUUCCGCCCGGGUGCCGAGAGUGGCCAUCGUGUUCACAGACGGACGGGCUCAGGAUGACGUCUCCGAGUGGGCCAGUAAAGCCAAGGCCAAUGGUGUAACUAUGUAUGCUGUUGGGGUAGGAAAAGCCAUUGAGGAAGAACUGCAAGAGAUUGCCUCUGAGCCUACAAGCAAGCAUCUCUUCUACGCCGAAGAUUUCAGCACAAUGGCCGAGAUAAGUGAAAAGCUAAAGAAAGGCAUAUGCGAAGCUCUGGAAGACUCAGGUGGAAGUCAGGAUUCCCCAGCAAGGGAAUUGCCAAAAAGGGUCCAUCAGCCAACAGAAUCUCAGCCAGUCACCAUAAAUAUCCAAGACCUACUUUCCUGUUCUAAUUUUGCAGUGCAACACAGAUAUCUAUUUGAAGAAGACAAUCUUUCACGGUCCACACAAAAACUUUUCCAUUCAACAAAAUCUUCAGGAAAUCCUUUGGAAGGAAAACAUGAUCAAUGCAAAUGUGAAAACCUUAUAAUGUUCCAGAACCUUGCGAAUGAAGAAGUAAGAAAAUUAACACAGCGCUUAGAAGAAAUGACACAGAGGAUGGAAGCCCUGGAAAAUCGCCUGAGAUACAGAUGAAAAUUAGAGAUGCUCUACAUUGUUUGUAUGCCAUGGUAUCCAGGAUUACAGUGAAAGCUGUUCAGGGUCCCAAAGUUCAAGCUAUUAUUGAUUCUGUAAAGUAAAACAUAACAAGUACUGAGAAAGCUGGUUUGCUAUAGAAUGGGCCAAAGUAAGCACUAACUUGUGUAAAUUUGAGAGAAAAAAAUCCUGAAUCCUAGAAUGUUUACCAAGAGAAUAAGCUAUGCAAGGUAUUCUGUAACAUGCUGUAGACAGGAUUUGCUUUUGUCUCCUCCUGCCUUAGAGUUGUGAUCUUAUUUGACUACAAAAUGAAAGUUUGCAGUCUUACUUCUCGAGAACACUGGCCACAGGAAAAGCUAUUUUUUGUAUUGGAAUUUACCUUGAUAUAUGUAUAUGGAUGUAUGCAUAAAAUCGUAGGACAGAUGUACUUGUAUAACAAGUUGAAUUUUUAUACAGUAUUAAAAUGCACCAUUUCAGAGAA